CGCAAGUUUCCAUUAAACUACACUCGGAAACUUAGGUAGGGGCGGGCGUGCUGACGUCCUGCGCAAGUCGGUGAGCGUCUGAGCAGCGCGCGCUGUAGUUGGCUUCCCCGGGGCUAGUAGAGCUGCCAGGAAGUCUCUGUCCCUCCCAGGUGGACCUCUCCGUGAGCUGAUUAAGUAUCUUCACUCCAUGACAGCCAACUUCCUUCAGAAUACUUUUGUCAUUCAAAGUUGAACAUGGCAGAAGAAGAGGACUAUAUGUCUGAUUCCUUCAUUAAUGUCCAAGAAGAUAUUAGACCAGGAUUGCCAAUGCUGAGGCAAAUCCGAGAAGCCCGUCGAAAAGAAGAAAAGCAACAAGAAGCUAAUCUGAAAAAUAGGCAGAAGAGUUUAAAAGAAGAAGAACAAGAAAGACGUGACAUUGGGUUGAAGAAUGCCCUAGGCCAUGAAAACAAAGGGUUUGCUUUGCUCCAGAAGAUGGGAUAUAAAAGUGGUCAGGCCCUUGGCAGGAGUGGAGAUGGUAUUGUUGAACCAAUUCCUCUCAAUGUCAAAACAGGAAAAAGCGGCCUUGGUCAUGAGGCGUUAUUGAAACGAAAAGCAGAGGAAAAAUUAGAAAGCUAUCGGAGAAAGAUUCAUAUGAAAAACCAAGCUGAAGAAAAAGCCGCAGAACAGUUUCGAAUGAGACUUAAGAAUAAGCAAGAUGAAAUGAAGCUGGAAGGAGAUCUUAGAAGAAGCCAGCGAGCCUGUCAACAACUGGAUACGCAGAAGAAUAUUCAGGUUCCCAGGGAGGCCUGGUACUGGCUGAGGGUUGAAGAGGAGGCUGAAGAAGAGGAAAAGGAAGAAAAUGAACAAGAUGAAGAUGAAUAUGACAGUGAAGAUUUAAGUGUACUGGACAAAUUACAAAUAUUGACUAGUUAUUUAAGAGAAGAACAUCUGUAUUGUAUUUGGUGUGGAACAGCCUAUGAAGAUAAAGAAGACCUGUCUUCAAAUUGCCCGGGACCAACUUCUGCAGAUCAUGACUAAGAUUAUUCUCAAUAAAGUAGAAAUUUGGAAAAUGCUGUUGCUGUUGUUUCCUAGUCAGUUGAGCAGUUAGAAUUCCCAGCUUUUUUGUGCCUUUUGGUUGUUGUUAUUUUGCUCCGUGUGUAUUUUAGAAGUAGUUUGUUCUUUAGAAUGUAAUUGUUCACUAACUUCAAUAAAGUAAUGGAAUGCUAUUUCCAUUAGACAUGGGCCACUACAA
Molecule: messenger RNA, 1231 nt
Organism: Artibeus jamaicensis (Jamaican fruit-eating bat)
Lineage: Eukaryota; Metazoa; Chordata; Mammalia; Chiroptera; Phyllostomidae
Gene: GPATCH11
Product: G-patch domain containing 11
Exons: 10
Coding region: 235-1017 (260 amino acids)
Cellular component (GO): kinetochore
Molecular function (GO): nucleic acid binding
Source: RefSeq, a predicted model, not a curated record